GAUACUUUUUUUUAUUAAAUCACACGAAAACUCUUCUUCAUUUUAUACAAAAAAAAAAAGAUGAAAACACUCCAAAAAUUUUAUACAAGUAAAAAGUUAUGAAAAUACUCCAAAAAUUUGUGAAUUUAUUCUGUGUGAACUUAUGUUUGAUAUUCUCUGAAUUGAUAAAAAACGCAACAUCAAUUAAUGGAUACAAUAAAAUCUCAAAUCUUUAUCAAAGCGGCGACGUGUUAUUAGGAGGACUUUUUUCAAUUUACCCGAGUAAUAAUAACAACGACUUUUGUAUACAUAGUCGUAGCACAUUUCUAUCACAUAACUACCAAAUGGUAGAAGCAAUGAUAUUUGCAGUAAAUUCCAUCAACAACGAUUCGAGUAUUCUACCUGGAAUUUUUUUAGGUUACGAUAUUAAAGAUACUUGUGGUACAAUUGACAAUUCAAUAAGGGCUGUCUUAAACUUCAGUUUUAUUAGAAAAUAUUUUUUCGCUAACGAUAUGUGUCACUUUGACAGAGUUUUGCAGAAAACCGCUUUUUCGAAUGAAAGCUCAUUGACAAUAGCUAUCAUUGGUCCAGAAUCAAGCAACAUUGCAAGAUCCAUUGCUGAUUUUGCUGGUCUUUUUAAAGUUCCUGUCAUUAGCCCAUCAGCUACAAGUGUUCUUUUAGGAAACCGUAAACGUUUUAAAUACUUCUUGCGCACUGUUCCUUCAGAUGCUUAUUUAGUUAAAAUGAUCAUCGAUAUUAUUCAUAAAUUUGGAUGGAACUACAUUGUUCUUAUAGUAUCGAACGAUGAAUAUGGUAAAGCAGCACGUUUAGAAUUUCUGAAAAAGGUGUUAUCGUUUACUUCAAAACCAAUUUGUAUUGCUAUGGAUGAAAUUAUAAAUGACCAUGAUGAAACUGCUAUGCUAAAAAUUGUUUCCAAUUUAAACAAAAUAAAUAAAACAAACGUUAUUGUAUUCAUUUCAAGCGUUAAGGAAGCUCGCUAUUUUUUGAACUUGUGUGUUGGAAAGCUUCGAGAAUUCACAUGGAUUACGACUGACACUUGGAUUAAAGAAACAACUAUAUUGGGAAAAGAAAAAUUAUUAAGAGGUAUGUUGGGAAUAAGUCCAUUAAAACCUGAAAUUCCUGACUUUUUUAAACAGAGAUUAUUAUUAUGCAAAAAAAGUGCAGUGGAAAAUUGUACAUUCUCUGACAGUUUUGAAAUAGCACCUUACAAGAUUUCUUCAACUAUUAAUGCAGUUUAUGCAGUAGCACAUGCACUACACAAUUUACUGAAAUGUAACAACAAAUUUUGUCAGCGAAGUAUUUCGGAAAUUGACGGUGAGAAACUAUUAGCAAAACUCGAAAAUGUAAGAUUUGUGUUAUACAAUCAAACCGUAUCGUUUGAUUCAGAUGGAGAUACAUCAAUUCAAUAUUAUUUAUGGAAUUACCAAAAAAAAAAAAGUGGACAAUUUGUUUUUGAAAACAUAGGAAUCUGGCAUUCAAAGGAUUCGUUGCGUUUAAAUUUAUUUGGAGAGGUCAAGUGGAAUACAAAAGAUGAUCAACAUCCCAUAUCAACCUGCAGUUCAGAAUGUAAAAAAGGUUUUAGACGACAUGUCUUAACUUACAACUCUCGAUGUUGUUGGGAUUGCAUUUUAUGUUCUGGAAAUACUUAUGUUAAUAGUUCUAAUAGCAGUACAUGCGAAAAAUGUCCUGAAAAUUACAUUGCGAGUAAUGACAAAAGUUAUUGUAAACCAAUUAUAACUGUUUAUUUAAAAAUGACAGAUUAUUGGGCUAUUACGCUAUUAUGUUUAACAGGACUGGGCAAUAUUUUUAUACUUUUGACCCUCAUUUUGUAUAAAGUUAACAAAGGUUCUCCUGUGAUUUGUUCCUCGAAUCAAGGUUUAUGCUACAUCUCAUUAAUUGGUGCAUCAAUGUUUUUUACCAUGCCAAUAUAUUUUAUAAUGAAACCGACAGAAACUAAAUGCAAGUUUAUGCCUUUUGUUGUAGGUCUUACGCUGGUUACGAACAUAGGAACUUUACUUGUAAAAACAAAUCAAGUUGGAUGGGUUUUAAGGAGGAAAAUGUUUUAUUGUAGAAGAUAUUGCUGUUUAAGCUCUGUUUCUCAAUACUUAAAAAUUGGCAUGUACAUAUUUAUUGAAGUCCUAAUAUGCUUAUAUUGGGAGCUGGCAUCAAUUAAUAAACGACCGAAUGUUGUUGUUGUAACUUUAGAAAACAACAUCGAAAAAGCAAUGAUGUGUUCUUAUGCUACAAACAUUGUUGGCUUGAUAUUAUGGUUUAUUUAUAAUAUUGGGUUGCUUAUUGUUUGUGCAGCUCAAGCUUUAUUGGCACGAAAUGAUCCAAGUAACAAUAGUGAAGCAAAAUUUAUAGCAUUAACUACAAUUACAAUUUGCAUAUCUUUAACAGUGUAUGUACCUGUGUAUUAUGGUGCAGUUGGCUAUUAUCGUGAUUUAAUGGCCUCUUUUUUAUUUGUUUUUAUGGGGUUCGUUGAAUGGUUAUGCUUAUUCGGCCGAAAAAUUUUUUUUGCUCUUGUUCGACCAGAGGAAAGAAGUUCUACAAAGACGCAAUCUUUUAUUUUGCGAAAUAAAGCUUCAUUGCAAAAUUUUGAAAGAAUAAAUGUAUCUGAAUUGUCUGUAAAAGUUAGAUUAAAAAAACGAUCACGUACGUCAAAUGAUCUGACGAUGAUCUAGAUUUCUUUUCAAAGAGGAAUUUAAAAUUAAAGUAGUUUUGUAAAAAGUAAGUUUUGUAAAAGGUAUUCUUUAUCAAAGUGUAGUCUUCAAGUUAUAAAGUUUAUAGCUUCGUUGCACGAGUAUUUUUCAAGCAACAGUUCUUUUACAUAAUUCACUUUUUGUAUAUUUUUAUGCUGGCUCAGCAGCGUAAAAAUUGUUUUUUUUAUUAAAUUUUUUUUCUUACA
This is a messenger RNA of Hydra vulgaris (swiftwater hydra), 2908 nucleotides long. RefSeq names its product extracellular calcium-sensing receptor. Gene Ontology annotation, molecular function: adenylate cyclase inhibiting G protein-coupled glutamate receptor activity. The record is from RefSeq and is a predicted model, not a curated record. Gene Ontology annotation, biological process: G protein-coupled glutamate receptor signaling pathway; regulation of synaptic transmission, glutamatergic. NCBI's taxonomy places the organism in Eukaryota, Metazoa, Cnidaria, Hydrozoa, Anthoathecata, Hydridae. Gene Ontology annotation, cellular component: plasma membrane.